UGUCAUCACUGUUGGUAUAUAAAGCUGCUCGUCCCUGCUCACCACUUUUUCUCGACUGCUCAAGUGAUUCAAAAUAAUAAGGAAAUCAAUUAGGUACUAUAGUUAAUUUGGAAAGUGUUCUUAAGGUGUUCCGCUUACGAUUAACCCUAAAAGUGCACAAAGUAAUAUUAUGUUGUGAUUGUUAACCGUAUUCCGUGUGUAAAGGAUCAUAAAGCAAACAUGUUUGUUAGCUCACGAUCGCGUUCUUCGAGCUUAAAAUUAGACGAAAGUGCACAAUUCGCUCAGCCCUUUUGUCAGUGUUGGGGCAAAAAUGAACCUAUACCGUGGCAGCAGCUGAACUUCUGCUCCUGUGGAGAGGAUAACGAAGUAAAUGAAUGGAAUUGGGAGUCACCAGAUGAUGUGGUGGAGAAUGCUCGGUCCAGCUGGGUGCUGGUGAGCGAGGACCAGAAGCAGGUGACAUUCCACCCGUACUACAGCUCGGGCACGGCGGCAGUGCGUGGGGAUACACCACUCAUGCUCAACAACCACUACUACUGGGAGGUCAAAGUGUUAACGCAGACGUACGGCACUGAUAUUAUGGUGGGACUGGGCACGAGCAAGGCGGACAUGCAAAAGGACAGGUUCAAGUUCACAUCGCUGCUGGGACAGGACGCCGAGUCCUACGGCCUCUCAUACCGCGGCUCCAUCAAACACGACGCUAAGCAGGUGUCGCGCGAGUCGGACGGGUUCUGUCGCGGCAGCAUCGUGGGCGUGCGGCUGGACAUGUGGCGCGGCACCCUGCAGUUCUACGUCAACCGGAAGCCGCAGGGGGUGUGCUUCUACAACAUGCGUCGUCACAGCGCGCUGUACCCGAUGCUAUCGUCGACGGCGGCACAGUCCUCCAUGCGGCUCAUAUACGCCGCGUCGUGGCAGGCCUCGCUACUCGUUGACGCGGCUAAGGUGCUGGCGAGCUCAGUGAGACAAUGUAAUCUGCCCCCGGGUCUGCUGUACACCUGCAAGUCACAGUUCUGGCUGACACUGCCAUCUGAGGGUGAUGCCGUUGAUGAUGAUGAUGAUUUUAUGGAUGUCUCUAUGGAGACUGUACCAACUACAUCUAGUUCACAGAAUCACGGCUGUAUGUCAAGGCGGCACUGGGAGAUGGUGUCACACUGUUUACCUGUGUCGAACAAUACGUAACAAAAAAGAAAAACAAAAUUAACAGCCGUUACAAUUCGAAAAAAUAAAAUUGCCAAUAUUUAAGCAGUUUGAUAAUUGAAUGUAAAAUGAAAAUUAAAAUAUAUAAUGUAUUUUUAUAAUGAUUAGUACAAAUGGUUUUAACAUGGUUUUAACAAUAAUUUAUUACGAACAUGUUAAUUAGUAAAAUGUAAAUAUUAUGUCAUAAUAUUGCCUUCCCUUCCCAUAAAACUUCGUUCUAUGAUUCUUCUUUCACCAUCUCCGCUAUUCGUCUCUGGAACUCUUUACCUGAUUCUAUACAAAGCUCUGAAUCCAUAAAUAUCUUUAAGAAACGUGUCAAGAAACACUACUUAGACCUAUUUCCUUCAAUAUGAAAAUUUUGGUGUUAGUACUAAUAUUAAUUACUUAUCAUAAAAUUCUUAUCUCCUGUAAUUUUUUCAUAUUUUU
Molecule: messenger RNA, 1620 nt
Organism: Aricia agestis (brown argus)
Lineage: Eukaryota; Metazoa; Arthropoda; Insecta; Lepidoptera; Lycaenidae
Product: SPRY domain-containing SOCS box protein 3
Exons: 8
Coding region: 220-1176 (318 amino acids)
Biological process (GO): proteasome-mediated ubiquitin-dependent protein catabolic process
Cellular component (GO): SCF ubiquitin ligase complex
Molecular function (GO): protein binding
Source: RefSeq, a predicted model, not a curated record